AUGACUGCGCCAUCGCAAGGGCGCCACCCAACCGGGACUGCUACCAGCCUUGCCGCCCUCUACGCUCCACAAAUCAAAGGGAAGAUCAUUCUGACGACAGGGGUCUCGCCUUCUGGAUUGGGGGCUGCCUUCGUCAAGGUAAUUGCAAAAUGGGAGCCUUCCGUGCUUAUCCUGGCGGGUCGCAACGCGUCCAAGGUCCAGGCCACUGCGAAAGGCCUAGUUGAAGAGGGGUCACUCUCACCUAGCCAGGUGCGAACGCUCGAAGUGGACUUGGCAUCACUUGGCGCGGUUCGGGCGGCUGCGACAACAAUAAACAACUGGAAGGAUAUUCCAUCCAUUGAUAUCCUGGUAAACAACGCAGGAAUCAUGGCGGUGGAGCAUGCAGUGUCUCCAGACGGCUACGAAUCUCAGCUGGCGACCAAUCAUCUCGGUCCAUUUCUCUUUACGAACUUGAUCAUGGGUAAGGUUCUAGCUUCCGCUGCGCCUCGUAUCGUUAUGGUCAGCAGUGAUGGCCACCGGCUCUGCCCAUUCCGGUUCCACGACUACAACUUCCGAGACGGCGAGACGUAUAACCGGUGGCAGGCUUAUGGCCAAUCCAAGUCAGCCAAUAUGCUCAUGGCCCUCUCGCUGGCGCAGAAACUGGGAUUGAGGCACAACCUUCUGGCCUUCAGCCUGCAUCCGGGCGUCAUCAACACCGCUCUAGGCGACCACUUGGAUUGGAACACGGCGUUCCCUGCACUGCUGGAGAUCGAUCGAUUCUUUGGGAACCCACAAGCGUGGAUGACGUCCUUUCCCUUCGUCUCGCCGGAUCAAGGGGCCGCCACGCACGUCUUUGCUGCGUUUGAUCCAGAUAUUUCAGAACACAACGGCGCGUACCUUCAGGACUGUCACAUCGCAGACCCAUGGACGGAGACAGUCAAGCCCUGGGCGACAAGUGCGGUAGAGGCGGAGAAGCUGUGGAAGAUGAGCGAGCAGCUUGUUGGUCAGAAGUUUGACUAUUGA
This is a messenger RNA of Penicillium chermesinum, 1002 nucleotides long. RefSeq lists its product as uncharacterized. The transcript has 4 exons. The coding region runs from base 1 to 1002 and encodes 333 amino acids. Lineage: Eukaryota; Fungi; Ascomycota; Eurotiomycetes; Eurotiales; Aspergillaceae. The record is from RefSeq and is a predicted model, not a curated record.